Durio zibethinus is the source of this 1808-nucleotide messenger RNA. It is a transcript of the gene SAC3C, whose product is annotated as SAC3/GANP/Nin1/mts3/eIF-3 p25 family. Gene Ontology annotation, cellular component: transcription export complex 2; cytoplasm; nucleus. Gene Ontology annotation, biological process: mRNA export from nucleus. The record is from RefSeq and is a predicted model, not a curated record. Lineage: Eukaryota; Viridiplantae; Streptophyta; Magnoliopsida; Malvales; Malvaceae.
CUGAACUGAACCCAACCCAUCAUGAGCCACAUUCAGAGGUGUGAGAAAGCGAUAAUUCCUUGAAAAGCUAAUUCUUUGGUAGUGGCCAAUAGACGCCAUGGACGACAGUGGCCGCCGCCGUCAACAGUGGAGAAAUCACCCCUCCUCCUCCCUGACCGGCCCAACACGUUCUCGGUCCCAAAAAUUAUCUUCGAAUCCUGCCAAAACCACUCACUCCUCAAACUUUAUUCCACGCUCCACGACGACCACUGGCACUACCCCUGACAAUACCAAAAAUCCCGGCUAUGUCCCUAAGUGGAAAUCCGAAACAAAUGCAAAUAAGCAACAAGAAGUAGAAAAAGAAGCAGGAGAUGAUGUUGGUUCUAUAGUUGGAACUUGCCUUUUCAUGUGCCCUGAGGGGGAGAGGGCUCAGCGGGAACGCCAACGAGAUUUAGCUGUUUUUGAAAGGUUAAAUGGAGAUCCUAGGAAAACAUCUCCUGCUUUAGCUGUCAAAAAGUUUUGCAGAACCAUAUCACUUAAGUAUGUCCAAGCGUCAGAUGUGCGGCCUCUCUCAGUAUUGGAAGACACAUUAAACUACCUUCUAAACUUACUGGACUCUAGUGAACAUCCUUUUGAAGUGGUUCAUGACUUCAUUUUUGAUAGGACUCGGUCAAUAAGGCAGGAUCUUAGCAUGCAGAAUAUUGUCAAUGAUAGAGCAAUUCACAUGUAUGAGAAAAUGGUAAAAUUUCAUGUGGUAUCUCACCACAGGCUUCAAAAUUGUGGCAGUUCAAGUAUGUCAUCAUUGCAAUAUCUCAACAUGGAGCAGCUUACAAAGACUUUGGCAUCUCUGUAUAUUCUGUAUGAAGCUAAUCGCAGCUCCAACUCUAUUUAUGAGAAUGAAGCCGAGUUCCGUUCACUUUAUGUGCUUCUUCACCUCGAUUCUAAGAGACAACAGACGGAAGAGUCACUGUCUUUUUGGUUUUGUCGUGUACCUCCUAUCGUAAUGAAGUCUAAAGAAAUGCAUUUUGCCCGGCAAGUUCUAAGAUUUUACCGGAUGGGAAAUUAUAGGAGCUUUCUCUGUACUGUAUCUGCUGAGGCAUCAUAUCUACAAUACUGCGUUAUUGAGCCUUAUGUGAAUGAGAUUCGAGCACUUGCUGUUUCAUAUAUAAAUAAUUGUUGCUACAAGUUUCACCCAUAUCCUUUGGAACAGUUGUCCAAACUUUUGAUGAUGAAGGAAUCAGAUGCUGAAUCCUUUUGCCAUGCAUGUAGUCUUGAGACAUUGACUGAUGAUGGUGGAAAUAAGUUGUUACCCACCAAGCAAACAACUUUCUCUAUUCCCAAGGGAAGUUUUCAAAGCUACAGCCUUUUGGGAUUACAGCAAUAAGAGAGGCAGAUGGCAGUCUAAGCUUUUCAGAACAAACAUUCUUGCUUGCAGAAGAAUGGUAGAUGGGCUAACUUGGAACUAGUCAUGUAAAUUAUCCUUGUAUGCUCUUGAUGUUACUUUGUUCUUCACUUUCUUUGAAUAAAUGCCUGCAUAUCUGUGUUGUACAUGAUAUUGUAAUUUGUAUGACUAAGUUAUAACAAUCCAAACUCCAAAUGUUCACUAACAUCAGGCAUCAUUUCCCUAAUAUGAAUGCCAGAAUUAUGAUUUAUUUACAUUCAACCACUUGGUGUGGACUUUUUAAGUUGAUUUGAGUUAAUUACAAUUGAAAGAAGUAUUGUUCUUUGUCUGCAAUUGCCAUUUUCCACUAAUUAUAUCAAUGUUUGUAGUUAGUAAAUUACUUUAAUUGUCUAAUAUUUAACUGCAAUUUGCAAAAUAAGGAUAAAAU